Messenger RNA from Cuculus canorus (common cuckoo), 2209 nucleotides. RefSeq names its product ring finger protein 126 (gene RNF126). The record is from RefSeq and is a predicted model, not a curated record. Gene Ontology annotation, molecular function: ubiquitin protein ligase activity. Bases 173 to 1096 code for a protein of 307 amino acids. Gene Ontology annotation, biological process: protein ubiquitination. NCBI's taxonomy places the organism in Eukaryota, Metazoa, Chordata, Aves, Cuculiformes, Cuculidae. Gene Ontology annotation, cellular component: cytoplasm. The transcript has 9 exons.
CAAGGGCCUAGAGGGAGGCAGCGCUGGGUGAGGCAGGGGAGUUAAUCCCCCUGCUCCCCGCCAGCCCAAAGACAAGGGUGAUGAGGCCUCCCUGUGUCUGCAGGUGCUCAGGAGGGGUUUGGCUGAGCAUGAGAGCAGCCCCAGUCCACGGACAGUGGGGGUGAUGUGAGGAAUGGGGAGGAAGUGCAGAACAGGGCACUUACAGGGCUCCCACUUGUGCUGGGAUCACCAGGACUAUAUUUGCCCGCGGUGUGAAUCGGGUUUUAUUGAAGAACUUCCUGAAGAGCCAAGGAACGCUGACAAUGAGACCACCUCCUCUACAUCAACCAGCGAUCAGAGCAGGCAUCCUUUUGAGAACGUGGAUCAGCACUUAUUCACCUUGCCACAGGGCUAUGGCCAAUUUGCCUUCGGGAUCUUUGAUGACAGCUUUGAGUUUCCGUUUGGGUCCAACGUGCAGUCAGAAGACAACAGGGACUCCGAGAGCCGGAGGGAGCGAGAGCAUCAGUCUCGGCAUCGAUACGGCGCAAGGCAGCCCCGAGCACGCCUCGCCACACGCCGUGCCGCUGGCAGGCACGAAGGCGUUCCCACACUGGAAGGAAUCAUCCAGCAGCUGGUCAAUGGAAUUAUUGCACCUACAACAAUACCAAACCUAGGGCUAGGUCCUUGGGGAGUCUUGCAUUCAAAUCCAAUGGACUACGCAUGGGGUGCCAAUGGCUUGGAUGCAAUUAUUACACAGUUACUAAAUCAGUUUGAAAACACUGGACCACCGCCAGCAGACAAAGAAAAGAUCCAGGCCCUCCCCACCAUACAGAUCGCACAGGAACACGUAGACUCUGGAUUAGAGUGCCCUGUGUGUAAAGAAGACUACACAGUGGGUGAGAGUGUCCGGCAGUUACCAUGCAAUCACCUGUUCCACAAUGGCUGUAUAGUCCCGUGGCUGGAGCAGCAUGACACGUGUCCUGUGUGCCGAAAAAGCUUAAGUGGACAAAACACUGCCACAAACCCCCCAGGACUCACAGGGAUGAACUUCUCAUCAUCCUCCUCCUCCUCAUCCUCCAGCUCACCGAGUAACGAAAACUCCUCGAACAACUCAUGAAAUCUUAAUCCACCCCUCUGUCCCUGGGGCCCUGUCCCUUCUCCUUCCUCUCUCCCCAGGCAACGUAAGCAACGAAAGGGGCUUCCAGAGCAGAGCCAGGGGAGGGUAGCAAGGGGGAAGCAGCACCCCCAGAAUUCCCUUUUGAGUUCUGAAGACACGGAGACUCUGGGUCCUUCAGAGAUGAGAAGCCUUGAGUUCUUUGAUGGGAGGGGGGAAAGAGCUCUGUCUGUUAAUAAAAACAUCCAUUUGCCGCGUGGACUUUUAACCCUUGCCGUGAAAGGCUGCUGCGCUCUGCAGCUGGGAAACCCGAGGUGCGGAGCUGGCGGUUGCAGUUCUGACUGGAAAGGCUGUUUGUAUGGGUUUGAAUUUGAGAUUCCCUUCUUUCUUUUACUCCUCCUCCUCCCCUUGGAUACUAUCUCUUCUGCUUUGGAGAUUGAAGUCUUGGAAAUGAAAGCAUAACGAUACUGCCUCGCUCCCCACAUCUCCAGCGGGGGGGGCCAAUAGUCACCGAAAAAAAAAUGAACUCUUGAAAUAGACCCCCGUUAUCCUUCCCUUCCCAUCUCAAGUCCCAUUUAUUUUUCUUUAUAACCCUGCCCUUCUGAUACUCAACACUGAAAGGGUUUUUAUAAUUUUAAAUUAUUACUGCUGAUAAAUAAAUGGACGUUUCAGCUCAACGAGAUGUUACGCAUGAUUUGAGGAAAAGUGCAGGGUAAGCUCUCUGGAGGCUGCUGUGCGGAGCCCUCCUGUUUCACCUGGAGCAGGUUGGGCUCCUCCGAACCCUCUUGCACACCAGACACAGACGCUGACGUGACCAGCACUGCUACACACGUAGCCAGCCUGUGGAUCAUGGAGCAGCUGGCUGCAGGAUUGCAACUGGAAGCAUCCUUGCCUGGUCUUUUGUAUUUUUUACACCUUAUCCCUGGUGCAGUCCUGCCCUUCUCUCUGCCUGAGCGGAUUUUUUUCCUCUGUGUUGACAUUAGGGCUGGGCACGCAGCAGAGCAAGGACCAGCCAAACGUCAUUGUGGUUGAAUAAUAUACAGGAAAAACAACAUUUUGGAGAAAAAUGUGUUUCAAAACUUAAACUACAGCUGAUUAAAAAAGGAGAGAGAGAGA